AUGACGCCCAUGGAACGCAACAAGGACCCCGUUGAGCCUGGACCAGAAGGUCACGCUCGUUACUUGUUGAAGGCCAAGUACGCCGGUCGCCCCUACUCUGUAGAAGCCUCGGACAUAGUAUCUGUGACGAGUGUGCUGGCACAUUUCAGAGAGCUUGAUUAUAGUACGCGGCCCAGCACGGGAGCCGAGAUUUCGCAACCUAAAGCCUCCCAAGAUGACAUUUUACGUCUAGAAGAUGUGAACGCUUCCUCUCUGGCAAUGUUUGCGCAGUUGAGAAUCCAUUGGGUCGAUGACCUGCCCUCUCACUUGCAUUUCGAUAAACGGCACCAAACAUUGUCCGUGUUUAAAUACCCAACUCUCUGCGCAAGAUAUAUUCUCAAAGGCUGCGAAAACGGGAUCUCAAAAUUAGCGCUUCUUGCCAUGGACGGUCGUCUUCUUGACCUCUAUCAAGUAAACGGUCUUCUUGACCUCUAUCGAGAGGUUAUGCUUUCUUAUAAGCUACUAUUUUCCACGCCGGCUUCACAGCGACUAUUGAAAAAGGAAUUAGCAAAGUUAAAACACGUCGACCACUUUCUUGAACGCAUGACCAAGCCCCACAACAACGGCGAGGGCUGGGACUUGGAAUCGCUUUCUGUCUGCGGCAGGUCACGUUUGUUUUCUCGACGGGCAGAGGCGAAUCCGCUGUUCAUACCUGGACUCUUUCCGCAAUCCGUCAAAGCCGAUGAUGGCCAGCUCUUAGAUUUGAAAGCCUUUUCAGUCCGCGGCGACCUUCCAAGAUAUGGUUCGAGGUUCCUCACCAUUCGAGAUUACACCAAGCAACAGGAGCCGAACACGCUCAAGGGCGUCUUUUGGGACCAACGUGCUCAUUGGGAUAAUUACUAUUGGCUUUGGUUUGGCUGA
Molecule: messenger RNA, 900 nt
Organism: Aspergillus mulundensis
Lineage: Eukaryota; Fungi; Ascomycota; Eurotiomycetes; Eurotiales; Aspergillaceae
Exons: 3
Coding region: 1-900 (299 amino acids)
Source: RefSeq, a predicted model, not a curated record